Messenger RNA from Ixodes scapularis (black-legged tick), 1035 nucleotides. RefSeq names its product retinol dehydrogenase 11. The record is from RefSeq and is a predicted model, not a curated record. The coding region runs from base 1 to 1035 and encodes 344 amino acids. Lineage: Eukaryota; Metazoa; Arthropoda; Arachnida; Ixodida; Ixodidae. The transcript has 7 exons.
AUGACGCGCGCGGAGGAUCUGGUCGAUCCUGGAAACCCGGUCUCCUGGAACAACGGCUAUGGCCUGUGGCUUCUGGCGUGCCUUGUGCCAGCCGCGGGCAUCGCAUUGUUCCUAUUGAAGGUCUACGUACUGGCUACGGUCGGACGAUGCACCUCCACGAGGGACAUGUCCGGCAAGACUGUAGUCAUCACCGGGGCCAAUGCAGGCAUCGGCAAGGAGACUGCCAAGGACCUGGCACGCAGGAACGCGAGAGUCAUCUUGGCGUGCAGGAACCAGGACAAGGCCAGGCUUGCCGCCCGGGACAUUCUAAGCGACACGGGCAAGCAGGUUGUCUGCAUGCAACUUGAUUUGUGCUCCCUCAAGUCCGUCAGACGUUUCGCCAAAGACAUCCUCGAGCGCGAGGACCGACUGGACGUGCUGAUCAACAAUGCAGGCAUAAUGCCGCCCGUUCAGCGCGUUGAGACCGAGGACGGCUUCGAGAGCACCUUCCAGGCCAACCACCUCGGCCCCUUCCUCCUCACCCACCUCCUCCUCGACCUCCUGAAACGCAGCGCACCCAGCCGAGUCGUCAUGCUGACCUCGGUGGGCCAAUGGUUCGGUAGCGUCGACUGGGACAACUUGGACUUUCGGCAUUACAAGCAAGAACGCAUCUACUGUAACACCAAACUCUACAACACGCUCUAUACCGUGGAACUCGCACGGCGACUAGCCAACACCGGUGUGACAGCAAACUGUUGCCACCCCGGAUUCGUAAAGACGGAGCUUGCCAGCCACAGCUCCGACCUUCACACAAAAUUCACGGAUAUCCUCAUCCAGAACUUCGGCAAGAGCCCCGAGGAAGGUGCGCAGACGACGGUUCACCUGGCUGUGUCCGAGGACGUGGAGCACGUCACUGGAAGGUACUUCGCCGACUGCAGACCUUCCGUGGCGCCCCGUUGGGCCCUCGACCCUGUGAGCGCAAAGCGCCUCUGGGAUGUCUCGGAAGAAAUGCUGGGACUCACGGGCCAACCUCCUUCUUCGCUGCCCGCCUGCUGA